Molecule: messenger RNA, 4638 nt
Organism: Scophthalmus maximus (turbot)
Lineage: Eukaryota; Metazoa; Chordata; Actinopteri; Pleuronectiformes; Scophthalmidae
Gene: bmp2k
Product: BMP2 inducible kinase
Exons: 16
Coding region: 220-3681 (1153 amino acids)
Biological process (GO): protein phosphorylation
Molecular function (GO): protein kinase activity; ATP binding
Source: RefSeq, a predicted model, not a curated record
AACUAUCUCAUUGUCUUUUUCUUCUUCCCCCUUUUCUGUUUCAGAUGAUCAUUCAAAUUGAAGGAAGUGUCCUGAGAAUCGAUUCACUCGUGUGACCCAAAGACCCAGCUCUGCUUUUGUUUUCUCAGGCAGAGCAAAGACAACAGAUGAAGACAACAGAGCUUCGGUGAUGAUUUGAUUUAACGAUGAACAGGAUGAUGACAACUGUGAACGACGAGGAUGAGACACAGAUCGGUCCAGACUGUAGCCGGAGGAGGCUUCUCCGUGGUGUUCCUGGCUCGUACGCACAGCGGCGUGCGCUGCGCUCUGAAGCGGAUGUACGUCAACAACGUCCCGGAUCUGAACGUCUACAAGAGAGAGAUCACCAUCAUGAAGGAGCUGUCUGGCCACAAGAACAUCGUCGGCUACCUGGACUCCACGAUCAGCCCCGUGUCCGACAGCGUGUGGGAGGUCCUGAUCCUCAUGGAGUACUGUAAAGCGGGUCAGGUGGUGAAGCAGAUGAACCAGCGGCUGAACGUGGGCUUCAGCGAGGCCGAGGUGCUGCACAUCUUCUGUGACACGUGCGAGGCCGUCGCUCGCCUGCACCAAUGCAAGACGCCCGUCAUCCACAGAGACCUGAAGGUUGAAAACAUCCUGCUGAACGACCAGGGGAACUAUGUGCUGUGUGACUUUGGCAGCUCCACUCACAAGGUUCUGCUGCCGCAUAAGGACGGAGUAACUGCUGUGGAGGACGAGAUUAAGAAGUACACGACUCUGUCGUACCGCGCACCGGAGAUGAUCAACUUGUAUGCAGGGAAAGCCAUCACCACUAAAGCUGAUAUAUGGGCACUCGGAUGCUUGUUGUACAAGCUGUGUUUCUUCGCUCUUCCGUUCGGGGAGAGUCAAGUCGCCAUAUGUGACGGAACCUUUAUCGUUCCGGAUAACUCCAAAUUCUCCUUCAAGUUGCACUGCUUAAUCAGAUAUAUGCUCGAACCAGAUCAGGAGAAGAGACCAGACAUUUACCAAGUGUCCUACUUUGCCUUCAAGUUAGCUGGAAAAGACUGUCCAGUGCCAAAUCUCUUUAACUCUCCCAUCCCCACGUCGCUCCCCGAACCUCUGACGGCCAGCGAGGUCGCGGCUAGGAAAAGUAUGACGAAAGCCAGGAUUACGGACUCCGUCGGCCCCACGGAAACGUCCAUAGCCCCCAGACAGAGGCCGAAGGCGGCGAACAGCAACGUGCUGCCCCUCGCCAACACGGUCACGCCUGCGAAGAUGACCGUGGCUUCGGCGCCCGUCAGCAACGGACAGAAAGCUCCCACCCCCGGCUCCGUGCAGCCGCAGUCGCAGCCGCAGUCGCAGCUGCAGUCGCAGCCGCAGCCCAGCAGUCAGCAGCACCGAGUCCUGCAGCAGCUGCAGCCCGGCGACCUGCGUCUGCAGCAGCUACAUCAUCACCAACUACAACAACAACAACAUCAACAACAAGCAGUGCAGCAGCAACAUGCAAACGCACAGCAGCUCCAAUACCUUCAGUACCAGCAGGCUGUGCAGCAGUCGCUUCAGCUGCAGCAGCAGCAGGCUUUGCUCCAGCAGCAGCAGCAGCAGCAGCAACAGCAGAUGAUGAUGCAGCCCAUGUACCAGCAGCAGGUCGCUCAGGCUCAAGCUCAAGCUCAGGCUCAAGCUCAGGCUCAAGCUCAGGCUCAGUACGCAGCCAUGCUGCACCAGUACCAACAGGCUUUGGUCCAGCAACAGCAGCAACAACAACAGCAACAUCAUCAUCAACAGCAACAACUACAGCAACAUCAUAUUCAACAGCAACAUCAGCAGCAGCAGCAGCAGCAGCAGCAGCAGCAGCAGCAGCACCAUCAUCUUCCCGCUCAGCAGCCUCUCCCCUACAUGUCCUCCCCUCUUGAGUUCCAGGUCCCCCUUGGUUCCUAUAACUCCACCCCUCCCACUGCUGGACCGCUGGGCGGACUAUCACCUGUAGAUCCCUCCUACAAUAACCCCAGCAGGAACCCUCUCCUGCCCUCGGACGGGACCACCCCGCCCUCCCAGAGCUGCAACAGUGCAGUGAGCAACCCGCCCGACAUGUCGCGCUGGAAUCCUUUCGGAGAGGACAACUUCUCCAAGCUGACGGAGGAGGAGCUAAUCGACCGGGAGUUUGACCUGCUCCGAGCAAACAAGCCAGUGGAGAGAACAGCCAGCGUGGAAAUGGACCGACCGCAGCUCGCCGCCACCGCCAAGCCCCUCCCACCGGAGGACCUGUUCGGCUCCGUCCCGUUCGUGGCCAGCGCAGGCACCGAUGUGAUCACGACCGAGGAGGUCGGCGUUCCAACUCCCGUCUCAACCGCCGCGGACGACCUGCCGCCGCCCGCGGCCAAGGAGCAGAAGGCGGGCAGAAGGAGCAACUGUGGACCGGGGGAGGAGUCCGACAGCGACUUCGAGUCCGACCCGCCGUCGCCGAAAAGCAGCGAGGACGAAGAGCCGGAGGAGGAGGAGGAGGAGGCGCUGAACAGUGAGCACGGUGACGACACUGAGCCGGAGAACCUGGGACAGAGGCCUCUGCUCAUGGACUCGGAGGAGGAGGCCGAGGAGGACGAGGACAAGCACAGCUCCGACUCGGACUACGACCCCAGCAGAGUCAAGAGUCGCUCAAGGAAACCGCCGGCCGGCAAAGGAGCUCCCGCUGCCGCCAGGCCGAGUCCUCGAAGGGACUCUGCCACCACCCUGAUCACCCCUGCCGGGUCGCCCAGCGGAGCCCGAGCCGCGGACACUGUGGAUGUUUUCGGGGCCAUUCCCUUCCUCGGAGGCGUCUCGCCCGUUGAGCCUUCGGACAAUCCGGACAUCUUCGCCAAAGCGCCUUUCCGACAGGUCAGCCACGAGCAGCGAGCCGCGGACGAGUUUGACGUCUUCACCAAGGCGCCGUUCAGCCGGAACCUCUCCAAAUCCGGCAAGAGUGGCAGCGAAGAUCACGUGGGCCGAACGCCGCCCGUGUCCCCCGAGGGAAUCGACGUCUUCGGCUUCUCUCCCUUCCAGCCGGGCCCUGACGCGCCACCUCCCGCGACCUCGAGGAGCGCCGACGACAUCUUUCGGCCGCCCUUCGACGAGUCGGCGAGUCCGCAGCAGCAGAGGCUGAAGCAGCGCAGCCUCCAGAAGCUGUCGUCGCGCCACAGGAAAACCAAGCAGGAGGCCGCGGCGGGGGGCGGCAACGGCAAGCGGCACCACGGCACGCCCACCGGGGGGCGCAAGACCAACAAGCCCAGCUACCGCACGCCCGAGCGAGUCCGCAGACACAGGAAGGUCGGCCGCAGAGAUUCGCAGAGUAGCAACGAGUUCCUCAGCACGUCUGACUCGAAAGAGAACAUCAGCGUCGACAUCACCAUGGCUGAGGCGAAAGACAGGGGAGCUCCCCUGCCGGCGGACGAGGCCAUUCUAGACCCGUUCGGAGCGAAACCUUUCCAUCCGCCGGACGGGUGCCGACGCGGCCAGUACCAAGGCCUCGGCGAUGGCAAGGGAGACAUGGGCACGGCCAAUGGCAAGACCUGGACGGGUUCUCUCGGGGAGGCCGGGGACAUGGAUGACUUCGGGGCGGUGCCCUUCACCGAAGUGGUCGUCCACAGUGGCCCUCCGCAGCAGCAGGGGGCGCCCACGCAGCCGCUGGAGCUCGACCCGUUCGGAGCGGCGCCUUUUCCCACUAAAGAGUGACUCUUCUUGUGUCUUACGACUCUUGCGCCAUCUGCUGUUAAACAACAACCCCGGAGCUUUUUUUUGGAGGGGGGGGCGGGCUCACGGAAUCAUGAGGAAACAAUCCCCCUAACGCUUCUUCUUCUUCUUUUUCGGAACAUUUUAUAAUCCCGUGGAGUGCGAGUGAUGGUUCCACAUAUCUUUCAGCGCUACCUGUUCGCUGAUCGGCCUUUUCAUGCUGCACCUUGACGCUUCUAAGGGCGUUUGACCCAGAAGAGACAGAAAACCCCACUCGGACAUCGUACUGUGACUGUAAUGCUGCUUUCCAUUAUACCUCGGGACUCGGUGCCGUGCUCUUUUUGUAAGACCGGGGGGGCGUUUCCAGUUGCAGUUUCCGACUCGGAGGUCGUACUCCCGAGUUCCGAGAUCGUGCCGGAGCGAUAAACGCGACUUCCGAGCCCCGAGGUACAACGGAGCCUUCGAGCGCUCGACCCGCUGCACACAGCUCACGGCGGCCUUCUGACCCGCAGACACGUCUGCUUGUUCGUUUUAGCACCAGAAAGCCUUACCUGCGCUCGGCUCCGCCUUGCCGCGCAGUACCUCGGGACACUCCACCCAAGUCGGUCCACGUUUGGCCUUUGGGCGUCGCGGGGAAUCGUUUUUUCGGGACCUUGACCACUUUAGUUUGACCCUCACUAGAACUUCCUCUAUGCAUAAUGUCACAGAAGUCUUUCCUUACGCAGACGGAUGUCGCUGUGAUGACGUGCGCGUCGCGUCGCACCUGGAGUACGAGAAGGGAUCGGAUUUUUAUCGCACUUCCUUAAAAAACGUUGAUCUGAAGUUUUAAAAUUUAGGCUCUGAACUGUUUCCUUCAUUUGCUGUUUUUUUUUCUUCUUUUUGAAGCAGUAAACGUGUAUGUUCUGUUCAUUUUCCAACUCAACACAUUCUGUUAGAAAUAAAACUCACAGCCACAGUAGA